Molecule: messenger RNA, 1605 nt
Organism: Pollicipes pollicipes
Lineage: Eukaryota; Metazoa; Arthropoda; Thecostraca; Pollicipedomorpha; Pollicipedidae
Product: brefeldin A-inhibited guanine nucleotide-exchange protein 3
Exons: 11
Coding region: 1-1605 (534 amino acids)
Source: RefSeq, a predicted model, not a curated record
AUGCAAUCGUCCACGUGCUGCAAGGUAUCAGAAGUCCAGAUGGAGGAACAGGUGUUCAGGGUGUUCAGGAUCCAGCUGAACACGGCGCCCCUGACGGUGGACCCGGCGCCCGAUGACGAGUCGGCGCCGCCGGAAGAGCCGCCGACGUCGCCCGCCGACGGUCCACCCGUCACCUACGAGCGGCUGGCCGUCCAGGGGCCGUUCACGGCGCUCGAGCAGCUCGAUAACGCCAGCGGGAUCCUGCGCGUGUGGUACCUGCUGCUGGAGGGCCUGGCCGGAGCCACGGCCACCUGUCCCCGCCGGCACCAGCCCCAGACGAUGGAGACGCUGUUCACGCUCCUCCGCUCGCUCGCCAACCGGCCCGGCGCCGAGUUCGGCAUCUACUGCGUCAACCACCUGCUGCUGCCGAUGGUGCAGGGCUGGCUGCGGCGCACCGGCAGGCGCCACCGCGGGUGGGACGCGUUCGCCACCAACUUCAAGCAGUGCUGCGGCCUGGCCACCGACCUGGUGGUCUUCUACCACAAGACGCUGCCCGCCGACGCGUCCGAGCGCCAGCGGGCCGGCGCCCAGCUGAUGAUGCGACAGCUGCUGCUGGUCAUGAUCGAGUGCGUCUGCCAGCCGCACGAGGUCAUCUCGCGACUCGGCUGCGCCUGCAUCAGGCACCUGGUGAUGAGCGGCGGCGCUGAGGGUCUGCGUCCCGAGCAGUGGGAGCUGGUGACGGUGGCGCUGCACCGAGCGCUGGCGCUCACCCUGCGCCCCCUCCACCGGCUCAUGGCCGCCUUCCACGCCGAUUCAGAUAACUUCUACGGCGACAUUGGUCAGGUCAAGGUGGCCGCGCGCCGCGACUGCACCGGUCGCGAGAGCGACCGGCUGCGUCAGCUGGCGCAUCAGGUGUUCCUGCUGGACGACCAGCGGCCACUGGCGCUGGAGACGAGCGAGCACCCGGAGGCCGAGGAUCGCUCGUACGUGUUCCUGCUGUACGCGCCCGGCGGCGGCGAAGAGAGUCUGGUGCGCGUGCCGUUUCGUCACCUGGUGGUCGGCCUGCUGGCGCACCAGAUUCUGCUGCAGACGGUCGGCGCCCUCCUGCUGCAAGGCACGCGUCACGUGGUGCCCAGUCUGGUGAACGUGCUGGUGGCGUCGGGUCCGCCGGCGGCGGCGGGGGCCUCUGAUGCGCUGCCGGGCUUCCUGAGCCAGCUGUCGGAGAGACACGUGCACACGCUGCUGGACGGACUGGCCGGCUCGCAGCGCGCCGCGCUCCACUUCGACGCGCGGCCCGGCCUCAAGUUCCUCGUGCAGAAGGUGUCGGGCGCGGAGCGGGCGGCUAACCUGUACAAGCAAGCGGGCGCCAGCUGGACGCUGCGCGCCGUCUCGCUGCUGGAUGUGGUGACCGAGCGCCAGGUGGGCGACCUCAUCAGCGAGUACAAGCGGCGCAAGCCGGCGCGCGCCAUGCCGACGGACAGCGAGGCGCACCGCAAGGUGUGGACGGACAUGCUGGUCUCCACGCUGGGGCUGGUGGCGCAGCAGGAGGACGCCACCUUCCGGCUCCUGCUGCCGGUCGUGCACCCGAGCCGCAUCGGCGCCGUCUACGGCUUCGCCUCCGAGUAG